Nematocida parisii ERTm1 is the source of this 246-nucleotide messenger RNA. RefSeq lists its product as uncharacterized. The coding region runs from base 85 to 246 and encodes 53 amino acids. The transcript has a single exon. The record is from RefSeq and is a predicted model, not a curated record. Lineage: Eukaryota; Fungi; Microsporidia.
UUACAUACUGUAUUAAUAGUUUUAGUUAUGUAAUAAGUUAUAAUUUUUUAUACUAUUAGUAAUAAGUUAUAUUUAAAUAUUUUAAUGCAGUCGAUAUUAAAGGAGGGAAUCAAAGAAAGAACAAAUAAAAAUACAACACUAGCACUAAUAUUAGAUAAACUACUUGCAAUGGGCAGUUUCUUUAUAAUUUGGAUAAUUACAGCUUAUGUCAGAUGGAGAUUCUACUUAUCAUUUAUUGAUACGUGA